Messenger RNA from Trametes versicolor FP-101664 SS1, 1176 nucleotides. RefSeq names its product DUF1295-domain-containing protein. Gene Ontology annotation, cellular component: membrane. The transcript is spliced from 9 exons. NCBI's taxonomy places the organism in Eukaryota, Fungi, Basidiomycota, Agaricomycetes, Polyporales, Polyporaceae. Bases 1 to 882 code for a protein of 293 amino acids. The record is from RefSeq and is a predicted model, not a curated record.
AUGCCCUUCUUCUCCAAGCUAGUGCCCACCGUCGUGUCCGCGUUCGGUCUACAGACAGCGCUGGCAUUGAUAUUCGUGCCGCAAGCAAACGAGAAAUUCUACGACCUGGGAGGGUCGAUAGGUUUCAUCUCCACGACUCUGGUCUCCCUCUACUACCCUCACCUCAAGUUGAAAUACUGGGAGCGCGUUCCAAGCGCCGUAUUGCCACCUAUAACUUCAUUUGCGCCGAGACAGCUUUUGCUCAAUGCUGCCAUCCUCGCCUGGUCCACUAGACUCGGCUCCUUCCUUUUCUCUAGGGCCAUGAAAGCGGGCGGCGACUCUCGGUUCGACGAGGUGAAGCAUAAGCCGGCCGUGUUCGCGGGCUUUUGGAUGGCACAGGCCACGUGGGUAAUGCUGGUUGGACUACCGGUAUAUAUGGUGAACACUUUGUCUCCCGCAAACCAUCCGGGCUUGGGACGCCUUGACUACGUCUCCUUUGCAUUGCUGGCCGGUUCUUGGCUGUUCGAAAUCGUCGCCGACCACCAGAAGUCUUCUUGGCGCCAUAGAAGGGACAACAAGGAACAUGAUGAGAAGUUCAUCACCCAGGGUCUGUGGGGAGUAAGCAGACACCCCAAUUACGUCGGCGAGGUGGGCGUAUGGACGGGGAUGUGGUUGCUAUCUUGCGGCUCGCUGCGCAGCUCCUUCUUUCCGAAGGGAGCGUGGCUCAUCGCAGGCGCUAGCCCACUCCUGACGUGGUUCCUCUUGACGCGCGUCUCAGGUGUUCCCCCUCUGGAGCGGGCUGGGGACAAGAAGUUCGGCAACGACGCCAAAUGGCAAGAAUACAAGCGGACCGUCCCUGUGUUUUGGCCGUGGUCCAAGGCAGGGACGGGAAAGCCCCAGUGAUUGGUACCGAACAUCCUGAGGCACGGCACGACGGUGUCUCCUAAUAGUUGGCGCCAUACCGCCGGUAUACAAUUUGAGAUGAAGCCGUGAUUUCUGAGUCUAUUGGACGGCGACCACGAUGACCUUUCUUGUGCUCCUUGUCCGGGUCCUCCGCGCGACGUGACUUGGUAGUGGUGUACCACCAUAUCAGUGUAUAUUACGGCGUUGUUGCGAUCGCGCUCAAGUUCCGCUGUUUGUCCCACGUAGAACGUGUCUCACCUGUGAACGAUAUACUUUGUUGGAGGUGUUCGAUCG